This is a messenger RNA of Dermochelys coriacea (leatherback sea turtle), 1044 nucleotides long. RefSeq lists its product as uncharacterized. The transcript has 2 exons. The record is from RefSeq and is a predicted model, not a curated record. NCBI's taxonomy places the organism in Eukaryota, Metazoa, Chordata, Testudines, Dermochelyidae. The coding region runs from base 183 to 1019 and encodes 278 amino acids.
CUGGGAGAUUGGAUUUGCAGAGAAUCUGACCCCUCCCUGGGACCACUGGCAGGGAGCCCCCCAGCCAAGGCUGACCACAGCUAGAGCCCCGCCAGUGCUGCUUGGUCACUGGCAACGUCUGCCCCUGGCACCAUGUUUCCCCAUCCGCACUCUCCCUGGGUGAGCGCCAGGCCUGGAGUCCCAUGCCCAUCUCACUGGUGCCACCUGGGUACCAGGGGCUGGGGCCCCAUGCCCUGUCCAAGGGGAGGUCUCCUAGGGAGGCUGCCCCCCUUUUCCAUCAGGUUCAGUCUGGUUGGAGGCCAGGCCCCUUGGGGGCGGGAGCAAGCAGACCUGCUCGGGCAGCCAAAUGCCCAAGCCUGGCGCAGGCAGCAGCCCCUCCCCCACCCUGCCCGGGGCCGUAUUCAUGCAGCCCUUUGAGCUGCAAAGAAUCCAGUAGCUUCCAGCCUUUGCACAAGGGGCUGGGCUGGGUCACGCGGCUCCCCCCUGCCCGCCGCAGGGCCCAGAGGCGGCUCAUCUCCGCACGAUGCAUCUCCUGGGCAGACGCUUGGCCUGGCAGUCCCGGUCCCUGGCCCGCUACCCCCUGGCGCGGCUGGCACCUUACCCCCUGCGACGGGCGGUUCAGGGCAUGGUGCGGCCGGGGCCCCUCCCCAAGGGCCCCGUGGGGCAGAAUCUCAGCUACUGGCUGCUGGACGUCCUGCGGGAGUGCGCCUAUGUUCCGCUAUGCUGCUGGUGCAUCAAGGACCUGCUGGACUAGCCCCCCGCCCCCUCGUGUGCUGUGCUGUCGCGUGCUUUUCUUCCCAGCCCCCCAGCCCCUCCACAGGGCUAGACCCACUGGCUGCACUCUGUGCUCGCCUCACCCCAUGCUGCUGGGAGCCUGGAGCAGACCGAGCUCCCACCGGAGGGACGCUUUGGGAUGCUCUGAGCCUGUAGGAGCUGGAAUCCUGGCUCUCCAGCCCCGACGGGACGGGAAGGGGACUCGAUGGUGGGUGCCUGGCCCCCUGCUCAGCGCUCCCCAAUAAACCUGGGCAAUGCACGACUUCCCCG